This is a messenger RNA of Hydatigera taeniaeformis, 177 nucleotides long. The record is from the annotation of a GenBank genome assembly. NCBI's taxonomy places the organism in Eukaryota, Metazoa, Platyhelminthes, Cestoda, Cyclophyllidea, Taeniidae.
AUGGCCGAACGCGACUGGCCGCAGGAGAUGUUUGCGGAGAGUGUGGGCGAGGUGGCUGCUCGCAUCAAGGACAAUGACCACCUCAUCCUUAUCUCCAGUCGCCUCGAGGCAAAGCAGAUCCUCAGCGAGGAGUGCGGACUGGCGAAGGUACUUUAUUUCAUGUAUGAACCACUCUAA